GAGCCGGCGUCCGAAACAAACAUUUUUCCAACUACAUUUUCCAGUCUUUCCUUAUGUGCGUGUGUCCGGUCCGCGAUUCUGUUUGAUAUUUGAAGCAUAAAGAAGCGUACUGAACAUAUCGUCUUUCGAAACUGACCUAGGCCAGGAAACUUUGAGAACAUAACUGACCUAAGUCAAGCACUAGAAAACAACAACAGGACUUGGACAAUAUUGACAAAGUAUAAGAAGUAUAAGAACCCUUUUCAAAUACUUAGUAAUAGAAUAAAGUAGUGUCGUAACUCGUAAAAGUGCUAGUCUAGUUCAUUCUCCACAAAGCACUUUCUGUUUAAUCAUAUCGGUUAGAAUUGCAUUGUGUAUCCCAAGAACCAUUUCCCUUUUUUGGAGAGUUUGACCAUUAGAAAAAGGCAGAUUACCCAUCAACAUUCCCAACAUCGCUCGCUUAAACUUGAAAUGGUUGUGAACUGUAGUAACAAAAGUGUAAAAAAAUUUAAGGAUGUCCUCACAUAAAGUAUCGUAGUUGACUAUUUAUUAUACACUGCAAUUCGUUUGUGCAGCAUUUGAAAAGAUAAGCUAAGCAUACAUAAAAAAAUUGAAAACACGGAAAAGACUUAAAUUUUCGGGCCAGUUUUCACAUAUUAAAAAGUGAGCAGUGAAAAGCUUAAAAUAAUUUCCAAGUUAUACACGGAAUCAGUGCGGUUAGAACCAUUAAUAAGAAAAUGAAUUCAAAGUGUUGGAAAAUGUGAAAAAUACAAAUAUCGAAGCAAAUAACCUGUGAGUCUUGAGUUUAAAUACUGAUUAAAUGCUCUCCACACUGGCUUUGCUGCUCUGAACCCCGCACUCUUCCCCUCAUCUAUGCGCAGAUAAUUUGCAAUGAUGAGUUAUCAGAAAGGUCUCAAGGAUCCAAACCUGGACAGGCAUACCAGUAAAGCCAAAUCCCGGCAUUUCACGGUCAACGGUCUCCUGAGUGCCAAUAACACGCUCCAGCAGCAGCAGAACCAAUACAACCUGCAGCCCUCGAGUGACAGCCGCAACAUCUACAACAAUCCCUACAUUCCGCCGCAGCAGCAGCAGCAGCAGCAACAACAGCAGCAGCAGCAGCAACAGCAACUGCAGCAGCAGCAGCAGCAAACGCAGCAGCGCACCGCCCACCUUUUCAAGGCCUUGGCAGCCUCCGCCGUGGGAACCAAUAGCCUGACUCACCCCUACGACUUCUCGAACUCGUCCUCCUCCUCCAACGCCAACAAUGAGCACCAGGGAUCCUCCUCGUCGGAAGCGGAGAACGCCUUCCUAACUCAUAAUAACGGUGAGGGCCGUAGGUCGAGCAGACGCCGCCAGUUAUGCAAUAAAAAUCAUUAA
Messenger RNA from Drosophila ficusphila, 1356 nucleotides. RefSeq lists its product as uncharacterized. The record is from RefSeq and is a predicted model, not a curated record. Lineage: Eukaryota; Metazoa; Arthropoda; Insecta; Diptera; Drosophilidae. Bases 871 to 1356 code for a protein of 161 amino acids. The transcript has 5 exons.